UCUCUUAGCUACCUUUCUCUCCUUCAACCUCAAAUUUCCAAACAAAUAACUAAUAAUUAAUUAAAUAUGGGUAGGUCACCAUGUUGUAAUGACAUUAGGGAAUUGAAGAAAGGUCCAUGGACACCAGAAGAGGAUGACAAACUUGUCUCCCACAUCCAAACUCACGGCCAUGGAAGUUGGCGUGCUCUUCCCAAGGCGGCCGGGCUUAAUAGGUGUGGUAAGAGUUGUCGAUUAAGAUGGACUAAUUACUUAAGGCCCGAUAUUAAACGUGGUCGUUUUACUGAAGUAGAAGAAGACAUGAUCAUCAAGCUUCAUUCGGUUCUCGGGAAUAAGUGGUCUAGAAUUGCAGCUCAUCUUCCAGGAAGAACAGAUAACGAGAUUAAGAAUUAUUGGAACACUCGUCUAAGGAAAAAUCUUCUCCAAAUGGGUAUAGAUCCUGUUACACACAAGCCAAGAAGUGACCUUAAUUUGCUAGCUAAUCUUUCUCAACUCCUUACAAACCCACCAAAUUUAGGUCCAUUAAUGAACUCUUGGGAACUCAAUAAUGCCCUUAGGGUUCAACCCAAUGUCGCCGCCGAGGUAGCUAAACUUCAUGUCUUACAACACAUCUUCCAAAUCCUAAACACACCCAAUUCAUCAUCAUCACUUCAAAAUUUGCAUCAAACUAUGCCAUUAAACAUGGGAUUUAUUCCCCAUAAUAUUAACUUAAAUAACAUUAAUAUUUCUAAUAAAAAUACCACAAAUAUUCCUAUAAAUUCUAGCUCUCAAUUAGGGUUUUGUCAAGUUCCAAACUAUAAUCAAGAAAUAUAUCAAAAUUUGGAUACAAAUUGUGAUAAAAACUUGAGCAAUAAUACUAGUUAUGAAAUUCUAGAUGAGAAUAGACUUCCUUCCUUAGUUAACAUUUCUCCAGAAGCUUCUACAGUUACUAAUCAAGUUGAGAGCAACACAAACUCCACUAAUGGCGGUUCAUGUGUCUGGAAUUCCAACACAGAUGAAUUGUUUCAAGGUUGGGAAAAGUUACUUGAUGAUGGCACCAGUGAUCUGUGGAAAGAAUUCAUAAAGUAA
Molecule: messenger RNA, 1065 nt
Organism: Amaranthus tricolor (Joseph's coat)
Lineage: Eukaryota; Viridiplantae; Streptophyta; Magnoliopsida; Caryophyllales; Amaranthaceae
Product: transcription factor MYB41-like
Exons: 2
Coding region: 67-1065 (332 amino acids)
Source: RefSeq, a predicted model, not a curated record